Fusarium oxysporum Fo47 is the source of this 1015-nucleotide messenger RNA. RefSeq names its product DNA-directed RNA polymerase I subunit RPA34. The record is from RefSeq and is a predicted model, not a curated record. The transcript is spliced from 2 exons. Lineage: Eukaryota; Fungi; Ascomycota; Sordariomycetes; Hypocreales; Nectriaceae. Bases 75 to 764 code for a protein of 229 amino acids.
AGCAACUUUACGACAUUGCGACACUUCAACACUACCGAUUGCGCUCAAGUCACACGUUUACUUGUGCGGAAACAAUGUCAUUGCGAAUUGCGCCACGAAAAUUGGCAUCAAGCGCCCUCCCUCGAACCUCCCGCCUCGAAUACCCUCUCCUCAGCCAUCGAACCUCAAAAUGCGCAUUCUCAACAUCACGACCCUCCAACCGCCGGCAACAGGUUCCAAGCCCAGUUGACUCUGUUAAACUCGGUGAAAAGCCCGCCAAAACGACUAUAACCCUGACAACAUCCGAACAGUCUGCCGAGAACGCAAAGAGUAUGGUCGAAAGGGCUACAAAACUAGCACAAGAACGAGAAGACAAACUACGACAGGCACGAUCAGCACGACUAGGAAAGCUUUCUGCGGAUGCAGAUAAGAGGCAAGAUGCAAGGGAGAAUCUGGCGUCUAGCGAGAGAAGGGAAAAGGCAAAGCAGGCUGAGGAGAGAACGAAUGCCGCCGAGGAGAAGAAGAAGACUGGAUUGACGAAGGAGGAGAGGGAGAAGGCGGAGAAGGAAGAUUACAAUAGGAGACAUAAACAACUGGAGAGGUUUUGGCUCAAGUUCAUGGUUGGGAUGCCGAUUGUCUUGGUUGUCGGUUAUGAACUGUUCCAAAGACUUGUUAUGGGGAAAGAACAGAAGGUUAUGCCAUGGAAACAGGCCAAGAUCAAUAAGGAGAGGGAGGAGAGGGAGAGGCUUGCGAUGGCGAGUGGUGGGAGUGUAGGGACAGAAUGAGCGAGGAGUGUAAUGGGGACUUGUGGCUCGAUGCUGAACUCAAAGAGAAGCUGUCAGCCGGCGCUGCUGAAGGUUCAAUGGUGUUUAUAUGUGUAUUAUUGUAAUCUAACGUGUACGAUAUGUUGGAUGUUGAAAGGAAGAUGCGAAAAAGCAAGACGCCACGGGCUAGAAAGGUGGUUGGUGACAUGGACGUUAAUAUCCGUCUGACAGCGGAUGCCAUGAUCAAAGCGGGAAUAAUAAAUAUUUACCGA